Rhizophagus irregularis DAOM 181602=DAOM 197198 is the source of this 1653-nucleotide messenger RNA. The record is from RefSeq and is a predicted model, not a curated record. Lineage: Eukaryota; Fungi; Glomeromycota; Glomeromycetes; Glomerales; Glomeraceae.
AAGGUUAGAUGGGACGAAUUAAAGGAUAAUGAAUUCUUUGAAGUUAAAUGGCCAUAUAGUGAUAAUCAUGUGACUCCAAUAAUACAUGCUUGUGAUGCUUUUGAACAUUUAAAUUAUCGAAGAAACAAAUUGGCUGGAAAUAAAAAACAACAUGUAUUUGAGGAUAUGAAAGAUCGUAUAUCUUACAUCAUUUGGAGAUUUAUUAAAAAUAAACCAAAUAUUUGGCGAUUAAUGGAUGUACGUUUUGAUAUUAUGGCAAAAGUUAUAAUUGGAGGUUCAAAUACUUUGAUUAAAUAUAUUUUAUUUGGGGAUGGAAAAGAUAAGAAUUGGAAUUUACACAUUCCUAAAAUAAAUCGAUGGGAGAAUGAAGACGAAAAAAAAUUUAAAAUAGAAACUAUUGAAGAGAAAGGAGAGACGAAAAUAAAGAAUUUAAGUGAUUUACAAAUCGCGAUCCGUUUAUGUAAAAAAGGUCUUGAGUGUAACCGUAGAUCUUUAAUUGUCGCUUAUUUACUUGAAUACUACGCGGAAAACUUACUCAAACACAAACACAUCGGUUGGUUAUCUACUGUUUCGGAAGCGUUGCCAGAUUUUUAUAGAUAUAAUUUAACAAGUUAUGCUAAAGGAUUAUUUUUUAAAAGAUGUAUCUCAGGUAUUAAGAUAUCUAAAAUGAUAGAAUAUGAAGAUAUCAUACCCAAAGAAAUUGAAGUUAUUGUAAAAGCAUCACAAGAAUUUAUAGCAUUUAAUCCAAACACAAAACUUAUUUCAACGAAAGACGAAACACAAAAAUCAAUUAGUUUACGUUUUAAAGAACUUAACGUGAAAAUAUUCUCAAAUACAGAGAAUCUUUCUCCAACGGUAAAAAUAAUCCCAUUACGUAAUUUUACAGUCCGCAAGAGAGAAAAACUGAAACAUAAGGCAUUUUUAUUAAAAGUCUUUCAAUAUGUAUUCAUUCCUCGGAGAUAUUUAAGUGAUAUAAAACUUAGUAGUCCACUUGUUCAGAUUGUUAGAAACGAAAAAAAUGAGGAUGAUAUAUUUGAUAAUCCAACAAUGGCAGCUGCAAUUAAUUAUAAGUGGGGUCCAACAAGAAAUUAUUUCCUUGGAAAUUUUUUUAGAUAUAUUUUAUUUGCAGCUUGUUUUGCAGCUUUGGUAGGAUGUUAUUUAGGUCAUGUUGAAGCAACUGGGCAUUUAUAUAACCUUUUGGUUUUCCUUUUUAUUCUAUUUUAUUAUUCUGGUGUUUACUUAUUCUUGGUAGAAUGUAUACAGCUUCGACAUCAUAUAAAUAUUAUAAAAAAGACAUAUUUAUUUGUCGUUUUCAUGUUAUUGGUUGUCCUUGCGUUCUCCCACGUGUUUUUACUCUUAUUACAACAUACAGAUUUUUCGGAUCUUGAUGAUAUCACGUCCAAAAAGUCAAGCUAUACUAUACAAAAUAGCGCGGGUGAUGUGAUCGGAACAUCUCUACAAGAUUUUGAUCGAAAACAAGAUAACCCAAGUAAAGAUUUUGGUACAUCAUUUCUUUCAACAUAUGCUUGGUUACGUGGUUCUUUUCCACAAGAAGCUAUCUGGGAUUUUUGGGCAGUUGAAGCAUUAACUUUAAUUGGUAGUUUAGUCUUGAUAACUGUCAUACAAAAUAUGUUUAUCGCCUUUUUAAGGUAA